Messenger RNA from Erigeron canadensis, 1469 nucleotides. RefSeq names its product pelargonidin 3-O-(6-caffeoylglucoside) 5-O-(6-O-malonylglucoside) 4'''-malonyltransferase-like. The transcript has a single exon. The coding region runs from base 65 to 1321 and encodes 418 amino acids. The record is from RefSeq and is a predicted model, not a curated record. Lineage: Eukaryota; Viridiplantae; Streptophyta; Magnoliopsida; Asterales; Asteraceae.
UCACACCUUUUCUGUCUUAUUGACUUGCGUUUUUGUCAUAAUAGACCAAGUAUCACCAAGUGUAAUGGCUGUUAAGAUUGAAGAACAAUCCUCCAAAAUCGUUAAACCUCUUGUUUCAACUCUUCCGACACUCCGGCACUACAAGCUAGGAUUUAUCGAAGAAGUUGUUGCUUUUGUAAAUGUUGGUGUUGUUCUUUUUUUUACCCCAAGUAGUGAGCACAAUGCGAAGUUUGUUUCUCAGCUAGAGAAAUCACUCAAGAGAACCCUAACUCAAUUCUACCCUCUUGCUGGUAGAUAUGUUCAAGAAAGUCACAUUAUUGAAUGCAAUGACGAAGGCGUUGAGUUUAUAUGUGCCAAAGUUAACACCACCCUUCAAGAUUUUCUUUCUUACAAAGAGAAUGAUAAGAUUAUUGAUGAUUUCAUUCCAUGCAAUGAGUUUUUACUUGCUACUCAAGUUACCAUGUUUGAGUGUGGCGCGGUAGCUAUAGGUGUAAGUGCUACGCACAUGCUCUGUGAUGCCUCAACUCUAUGUACAUUCAUAAAUGAAUGGGGUGUCAUGAACCGCGGAGAAAGUCAGACCGAAUUCACUGGCGCUGGUUUUAGUUCAUCCUCGUUAUACCAAACUCGUGGUUUAUGUCCUAUUCCGAAAAUGAGUAGUGACAUGUUAACCAAGUUUACUAGAAAGAAAGUUUCAAUCAGUGAGAGUGUGAUUUCACAAAUAAAAGCAAAGGGGAAAAAUAGUACACGUAAAUGGUCAAAGGUUCAAUUAGUAGCAGCAAUAUUUUGGAAGGCUUUCAUCGAUAUUGAUAGGAAAAUAUACAACUAUCAAAGAGAGUCUGUACUUAUUCAGUCAAUAAACCUUAGGGGGAAAAUGGCAUCCUUGAUACCGAAAGAUUCUUGUGGAAAUAUUUUCGGAAUGUUUGCCACAGAAGCUGGAGUCGCGGAAACAACAGAAGCACUUACAGAUCUUUUAAGCGAUUCUGUGAGGAAAACCGUAACAAACUACUCAAAGGCGUACCACAACAACGAAGAAGGGGAAACAAUGGUUUUCAAUUCAUUUUCACAACUAUUGAAUAUAAAUCCUGAAUCCACAAAUGCGGUCAUUUUAACUAGUUGGUGUAAGUUUCCUUUUUAUGAAGCCGACUUUGGUUUUGGAAAGCCCAUUUGGGCAGCCCCGGGAACAAUACCUGUAAAAAACUCUGCAUAUUUUAUGGAUUAUGCGGAAGGUAAUGGAGUCGAAUCAUAUGUUUUUUUAGAAACUAAAGAUGUCCCGUUUUUUGAAGAAGCAUUUUAUCGAGUUAUAAACGAUUUUGCUGUCUGAACGUUAUGGAUUUGGGGAAUCGUUAUAUGACUUUCGUUUGAAUAAAUCAACGUGUAAUAAAGAUUGGGAUAUUAUAUAUUGAAUCUUGUAUCAUCAUAUGCGUUUUCUGUCAAAUUUGAUUAAUAUGUAAUAAAGUGUUCUUUUUUUC